Molecule: messenger RNA, 1887 nt
Organism: Oldenlandia corymbosa var. corymbosa
Lineage: Eukaryota; Viridiplantae; Streptophyta; Magnoliopsida; Gentianales; Rubiaceae
Source: the annotation of a GenBank genome assembly
CAGAAUUGCAACAUAAACUAUUCAACGCUUUUCUUCGCCCAAGGAGAAACUAUAGUAUGCGAAAGGCGCGACUCCUGUCACGGACCAAUUAGAGAAAAACACGUAUCACAUCGAAACAAGUCAGCACCUUCGAUGAUCCACGUGUUCCUUUCCUAAUUGCCAUUUGCACCACCCCGAAUCACAGCCCGUUACUUCUGCCUUACACUCGUCCCUCAUAAAUUGUAACAACCGGUUUUUGUAGAUUAUCGUGAACGCUUCGUUCCAUGGAAUGAAGUGUCUUAAUUUUGAUAAUCUUUUCCUAUCCUGACACACACAGUCACGCACCAUAUAAUCUUUAGAAUCCCUUUUUUCCCUGUAAUUUAUCCUAAUUUGUUAUUGAUUUUUUUUUCCCUGUUGUUGUUGUUGUAUCAAAAUUCAUUUUGCAAAAUAGUUUAGAAUAUUAUUAUUGGGAAGAAAAAAGAAAAAUUGGGAAAUCAGGGUUGAAAUUGGUGAAUGAACAGAGAGGGGGUUUGGGGAUUAGAAUACCGGUAGAGUAAUUAGGGAAGGGGGAGAAAGAAGAGUGUGAAGUCGGAGAGAUUGGAGGCGGCGGCACAACAUGUCUGCCAUAGUGUGCGGCAAGAGAUCAAAUUUUUUUGAAGAUUUGCCAUCGUCGCCUUCUUCUUCCUCAUCGCCGCCGCCGGUUUCUUCCAAGAGGAUUCGCUGCUCUUCUUCUUCUUCUCCUGUUCGAUUUUCGCCGCCUAGGUCCGCAGCAGGAACAGGAGCAGCGGGGGCCUCUUUGUAUUAUUUGUCUUGUAACAAUAACAGUAAUUUAUUUGCAGCUGGUGAUUCAUCGGCUCUUGAUCAUCUCAUCGCUCUCUUUCCUGGUAUGGACAAAAAGUUACUCGAGCAAGCACUUGAAGCAUGUGGUAACGAUCUAGAUUCUGCUAUAAGAAGCCUAAAUAAGCUUCGGUUGAAUUCUGGGGAAACUAUGGGAUCUGCUGGUAGCAAUGGAGAGGCGGAGUUCCGUAAUCAUACCCGUCAUUCAAAUGAAGGAACAAGCAAUGGUGAGGCUGCCCCUGCACAGGAUCCAUUAGCUGCUAAAAACCUUUCCAUGGACAAUGUUGAAUGGGUGGAGCUAUUUGUUAGAGAAAUGAUGAGUGCUUCGAAUAUAGAUGAUGCCAAAGCUCGUGCAUCAAGAGCCCUUGAAGUAUUGGAGAAGUCCAUCCUGGUGCGGGCAGGUGCAGAGGCAGUGCAGAGCAUUCAGCAGGAGAAUGUCAUGCUAAAGCAACAACUUCAGGCACUGAUACAGGAAAAUAAUGUGUUGAAGAGAGCUGUUUCCAUCCAGCAUGAGCGACAGAAAGAGUUUGAAGAUAAGAACCAGGAGUUGCAUCAGUUAAAGCAGCUUGUGGCUCAGUAUCAGGAACAGCUAAGGACACUUGAGGUCAAUAAUUAUGCUCUGACAAUGCAUCUGAAGCAGGCUCAGCAAAACAACUCAAUUCCAGGGCGCUUUAACCCAGAUGUCUUUUAGUAAAUCUGUUAGAUGCCACAUCUCUAUAGAAUGAGAGUGUAAUAUGAGUUAAUACUCUUUCCUUGGAAUUUAGAUGUUUUGCAAAACGAAUCGGUGGCUUAGAGGUCGCCUCUUGGAUGCUGAAUGGUUGUUUGUAAUAUUUGUUUAAAAUAAUAUAUUUGCUGAUGAAUGUUAUUUGAAUGUGUUGCGUAAUUUUCCAAGGGAUGGGAAGAACUGCAUUGUGGGUUGUUUUUCUACCCUGAUAGGCUGGUAUUAUUAUGUUGGUUUAAUCCAAUCCUCCACCUUUUAGCUUUUCCUCAUUGUUUUUGGUACAGGUUUAGAUUUCUCGUUUUGAAUCUCUCGAAUGCUGACAGCUUUUAAGCUCACAACUAUUAUUCAAG